UGCCCGCAGCCGCAGCUGCGGCCGCGGGGGAGCCCGGCGCCCGUGCCGGGGUCGUGCUGGUCCUGCAGGGCCAGCUUGGCCCGGACGCCGAGCCCUCCCGCGCGGCCCCCGGCGGGCGUGAGCACGGCGCCGUGCCUGCUGCACUGGCCGCCGGGGGCCUGGCACGCGGGGGUGCUGUCCACCAGCAUAUGGGUAGGGAGCCCUGCGCGGGGCAGCGCCACCCCGCCCGCGGCGGCGGGCCUGCGCCGCUCGCCGUCGCCGCGGCCGCCCCCGCCGAGGGCGCCCGCCGUGCUCCUGGCGACGCAGCCUCCGCAGGCGUUCCGGUGGCCGGUGGAUCCGCGGUGGGCGCCGUCCCCGGCAACGUAGGGCACUAUCCUGCGACGUUCCCCCCACGAGCGCAGCCGCAUUGCCUCCCCAGACUGAAGCGGGGCCUGAUUUCCCUGCGCCGGGUGUGAAUCGCAGGUGCCGCAAUUGGCCGCGCGCCGUAGGCCCUGGCAGAGAGACAGUUUCGGGCGUGCGCUUGGGGAGCAGCCUGCCGACGACGUCAUUCAAAA
Messenger RNA from Prorocentrum cordatum, 554 nucleotides. NCBI's taxonomy places the organism in Eukaryota, Dinophyceae, Prorocentrales, Prorocentraceae. The record is from the annotation of a GenBank genome assembly.